UCAGGAAAUCACUCUGGAACACUUGUCUGAGGAAACGCUGGCAGUGAGGAUACUAAAGAGGUCGUAAUGUUUGGAUUAGGACUUUUAUUCUACGUGACCAUUCUUCUUCUGAACGCGGUUGCCAUUCUGAACGAGGAGCGGUUCCUUGCACGCCUGAUUGGCGACGAGAGCCCAUCGUUUGGCGGGCACAAUCCCGAGACAAUUGGAACGCGGCUUUUGACACUGAUUCGUGCCAUCCGCACCGUGAUGCGGCCCAUUCUCGUUGUGUUCAACAUUGUGAUCAUUUUCUACGAGCUAGUUUUGGGCUAA
Messenger RNA from Wickerhamiella sorbophila, 309 nucleotides. RefSeq names its product Protein transport protein yos1. The transcript is spliced from 2 exons. Gene Ontology annotation, cellular component: Golgi membrane; COPII-coated ER to Golgi transport vesicle; endoplasmic reticulum membrane. Gene Ontology annotation, biological process: endoplasmic reticulum to Golgi vesicle-mediated transport. Bases 67 to 309 code for a protein of 80 amino acids. The record is from RefSeq and is a predicted model, not a curated record. NCBI's taxonomy places the organism in Eukaryota, Fungi, Ascomycota, Dipodascomycetes, Dipodascales, Trichomonascaceae.